This is a messenger RNA of Wasmannia auropunctata (little fire ant), 1817 nucleotides long. RefSeq lists its product as uncharacterized. NCBI's taxonomy places the organism in Eukaryota, Metazoa, Arthropoda, Insecta, Hymenoptera, Formicidae. The coding region runs from base 818 to 1675 and encodes 285 amino acids. The record is from RefSeq and is a predicted model, not a curated record. The transcript is spliced from 2 exons.
UAACUAUGCAAAUUAUAAGGAAAGAAAGGUAUUUAUUGGCAAACAAAAAUUAUGAAUUGCUUCUGGUUCAGUAACUGCCUCGCACAUAUUUGCGCUAUCUUACUUCUUUUACAGGCAAUAAUCUAAAUCUUAAUAAAUGUAUGAUAUCUAAAGCCCAGAAUCCAAUCCGACUUUUAAAGAUAAAUGUAAUCAAGGUAUGUCAAUAUCAGCAGUCUAUGAGAUAAGUACAAUUCCAAUUCGUGGAACUGCACACAUUUGCCGAGAGCUGCGUCUUUUCUUAAGACGUCUGAUUCCUAUUAGAAAGUUAUACUCCCGUCGAAGAGGUUCGCCUCAAAAACUAGUUAACCCGGCGACAAGUUUCCAUUUGGAGUGAAACGGUUUCGACAAGCGGUUUGCGCAAACCGGUACGCGUCCGUCUGCGCGACAUGUUGAAUUCUCUGCGAUCCCUUCUGCGUUUUCCAUCGAAUCUCAGAGACGGGAGCGUGUCGCGUGUCCGGUCCCGGUUCGGAAUGCGUUCGGUUCCGGUUCGAAAUGCGUCCGAAACUCGUGCAAGACGAUCUAUGAUAGCGCUGCGCGAAUCGGCAUAGCUGUUUGUUUCACGAGCAACCCGACAGGCGGAAACCGAACAUGAUCGCCGCUUGGUGGUCUGCAACGCGUACGUAACCAGUUCCAGCUCGAAAACCGGUUUGGAACUAGUUUCCUUCGGUUUUUCGGCCCUCCCGCGAGAACCGUACGCAGUCGACAUCAGCGAAUAGCACUCCAACCGGAUUACUCGGCACGAUCACAACGUCGUCGACACGUUAUUUUCCGGACAAUCAUGGCCGAUAAUAAGGAGCUGAAAGAGAUUGAUGGUCACAUGGAAGUAAAAGUGGAGCCGACCCUUCAAUGCUACGUCGAGGAGGAGCAUGAGAACAGCUUUUCGAAUUUGGAGAACGCCAGCACGAUACCGUCAAGCGUCGACGUGGGCGCGUUGAAUCUGUGGACCAGCAAGGCCACCACCUGCCUGAUCAGCCAAUAUAAGAAGUAUCGUUCGCUGGUCGGACAAUCGACGCAGAUCAGAAGUCUGCGGGAGAUGUUCGAGAUGAUAUCGCUGGAGAUGCAGACUUACGGGUUCUACUUUAGCCCGCAGAAGUGCGAGAACAAAUGGCGCGUACUCGAGCGUAAAUACAAGAACCUCGUGUUCCGCGAGCGGGUGAAAAAACCGGGCAGGAUGCGGCACUACGGACAGUGGGAGCACAAACGCGCCUUGGACGAGAUCUUCAGUGAGAAGAAGAGGCACGUGUAUCUGGAGGCGAGCGAGCCGCAGCCGCCAAGCGGAUCGACCAAGUAUUCCCUGAUUCCGCCGAAGCCCAUCAGCUGCGAUCGAGGCAGCGACUCGCCUGACGAUCGGCAACGCGAGGAUCCUCUGGCGCUCAUGACCAGUGAGAAAGACGGCGAGACGUUAGAUCACCAACAGAUCUCGACGAAACUAUUUGAGAAAUUUAUAGAGGAAAUGGGAAAGAAUUUCGCACUGGCCGAAAAGAACAAAGAGAGGCGGCACAAAGAGAAAAUGGCCGUGAGACACAAAGAAUUGGAACUGAAGAAGCAGCUUCUCAAGCUGAAGGAACAGAAGGUGGAAUUGCAAAGAUGCCAAGUGAUUGCUGCAGCACAGAACUUGCGUUUGAAUAUGAAAUGACGCGCGUUUGAUUUCUCGUUGACAUAUAGAUAUACUCUAAUUAUAUCUUUAUUUUAAUGUAAUAUAAUUUAAUGUAAAAGGGUUUUUUACGCAUCUGUAUGUUGCAUAUUGAAUAAAAAUCGAUAUUUUUUUUUUACAAUUA